Messenger RNA from Bursaphelenchus okinawaensis, 6758 nucleotides. Lineage: Eukaryota; Metazoa; Nematoda; Chromadorea; Rhabditida; Aphelenchoididae. The record is from the annotation of a GenBank genome assembly.
AUGUUCGCUAUUCUGUUGGGCCAAUGGAUGGGUCGACGGAAACGGGCGGCCAACGAGGAUGGGGCCAUGGCCAACUCUAUUUAUAAUACCCCGCCCUCGUCGCCGGAACCGCCAGAUCGGGCCAAGUUGUCGUUGACGAAUUCGUUCUCAUCUGGGGACUUUUUUGAUGCUAAGACGGUGUCGAUUGAGGAGGUUGAUGGUCGGGAGUUGAAGUCGGUUGAGGAUGUUGAUAGUGAUAAGUUAGAUUUGGUUGCUGAGCUUGGGAAUGAUAAUCUGAAGCCAAUUGAUAAGGUUGGUAAUGGUAACCUAGCUUCAGUUAAAGGUCUUGGUACUGAUAACCUGAGUCCUAUUGGAGAUCUUGCUACUGAUAACCUAAAGCCAAUUAAAGAGCAUGCUACUGGUAACCCAAGCCCAAUUGAAGACCUUGAUACUGAUGACUUAACUUCAAUUACAGACCUCUCUACUGAUAACUUAGCUUCAGUUGAAGACCUCUCUACUGCUAACCUGAAGCCAAUUGAAGGCCUUACUCAUGAUAACUUAACUUCAGUUACAGACCUUUCUAUUGAUAACUUAACUUCAGCUCACGACCUACCUACUGAUAACUUAGCUACAGUUGAAGAAGUUGCCACUCAUGAGCUGACUUCAAUCGAAGACCUUACAUCUGACAAUUUACCUUCAAUUAAAGACGAAUUGCCGUCUGACUCAUCUCUCUUACCAUGUACUUUACACACACCUGACCCGACCCUUUCACUCGACUCGAAUGAGCUGCUGGACCGUUCCUGCUCGAUUACUUCCGAAUUCCUAAAAACCGAAGAUCUCAGUCUGUCGGCCAUCGAGAUGGCUCCAACUCUCCAGCUCUCGGUCACUGCUCUAAUUAAAGAUAUUCUCCAUCCCUUCGACAGCUUUUUGGAGGCUAAUCCAGAUGGACGGACUGUUUCGAAUCCGUUCGGCGAUUUUCAAAACGAACACACCGUUUUCGAAGUUUUGAAUUCAAUUUGUGAAAGAGUGGCACAAGUGGAGGAGUCGGGUCAAGUGGACGAAGCUAAUAAGGAAGCGAAUGGAGAAAGUAAUGUAGAAGCUAAUAGUGAAGCUAACAGAGACGCGCUUACAGAAGCUAAUAUAGAAGCUAAUAUGAAUGGAAGUAGACGGGCUCCAUCCAGCUUAGAGAGUGAUAUGACCGAUAUCAGCGAAAGUGAUACCUCUGAGACGGUUUCGGAUAGGUAAGGAGGGCAGGGUUUGUUUACUGAUAUGGCUUUUUCAGGUUUUUUAAAAAUUUUGUUAUAUUUAAAAGGCAAAAUAAAAAAAAAUGUUUUUUUGAAAAUUGAACGUUGAAAUUUUAAAAACUUUUUUUUGUAAAUCAACAGAAAGAAGAAAAGGGGGGGGGCCAAAAUUAAAUUUUCAAAAAAAAAUUUUUUUUUUGGAAAUUAACAGAGGGGACCACGUUCAAAUUUUAUGAAAAUUACAAAAAAAAAUUUUAAAGCGUGAAAAAAAGGGGGGGGGAGGACAAUGAAAUUUAAAAAAUUUUUUUGUAAUUUAACAGAAAGAGGAAAGGGGGGGGAGACAACUUUUCUAUUCACUAACCACCAGAACCUAAAAUAAAUAUUUUUUAUCUUCAGCGAAGACUCAAGCGAGCUAGCCAAAAAACAACAAAAAAAGCGCCAUUCAAUAGGCGGUGCUGCUGAUCGCUCAGCCUCACCAGUACGGCAGUUGGAACAUGAAGUAGACCGACUGGACGACGAUGGAAAUUAUAUUCCAGAAGACGAUCUGAACAGUGAUCAAGAUGAACUGUCCAGUCUGGACGAGCAGCAAUCUUCAGUUGGCCGUGAAUCAUCGUUGGUGUGUGAGGAGCAAGAGUUUCCUGAGGUAAGCAUUCAAAAAUUUUUAUUUGGUUCAGGUACUUAGCCGUAGUCUUACAAGGGACCUUUUCUUGUUAGCCCAGAGCCCUAGCUCAGAGCCCUAGCCCAGAGCCUUAGCUCAGAGCCCUAGCCCAGAGCCCUAGCCCAGAGCCCUAGCCCAGAGCCCUAGCCCAGAGCCCUAGCUCAGAGCCUUAGCCCAGAGCCCUAGCCCAGAGCCCUAGCUCAGAGCCCUAGCCCAGAGACCUAGUCCAGAGCCCUAGCAGUCCUAGCCCGAACCUUAAACUCACCCCUUGUCUUAGCUUUAGCACUAUUCUUAGGUCUAGUCAUGGCUAGCCUCAACCUUAUCCAUAGCCUUAGUCCUAAUCAUAGUUUUAGUUCUAGAAUUUUGGCCUUAGACCUAGUCCUAGUCUUAUUUUAGGUCUAGCUUUGUCUAUGCCUUACCUUAUUCCUAACCUUUGUUCUAGCCUUAGUUUUAGCUUAAAAGUCCGCACUACCCUUAUCUCGAAACCUAGCCGUAGCCUUAGCUCGAACAUUAUAUGACUUUUGUUCACUAGACUGACAACCCUCGCAGCACUAGUAAUGACACUAAUUCAAAUAUCACUUCAGGAACCCACCAAUGAAGAAAAUGCAGAAGAACAAGAAGACCCACAUGACUACUGCAAAGGAGGGUAUUAUCCAGUUCAGAUUGGCCAAGUGUUCAAUGGAAGAUACCAUGUGAUCAGGAAGGUCGGAUGGGGCCAUUUCUCGACAGUCUGGUUAUGCUGGGACGUUAAGUCUUGCAGAUUUGUGGCUUUAAAGAUUGUCAAGUCAGCGGAAAACUACGCUGUAUCAGCGGCUGAUGAAAUUACAGUAAGUCUUUGAUUUUUUCGUUUGUUUUUUCAAAUUUUAGGUAACAAUAAAGAUGGGUAUAAAGUUAUCAUAAGAAUAUUGGUAGGGGAAAAGGUGGGAUAGGAGGUCUAAGGCUGAAGCUAGGUCUAGGUCUAGGGCAAGCGCUAGAGAGCUGGGGCUGAAGGGGCAGCUGAUGCUAAAGUUGGGACUGGAGCUGGAAUUGGGGCUGGAGUUGAAUCUGGGAUUGAUGCUGGGACUCGGACUGAGACUCCGGCUAAACUUGGGGUUGAAGCAGGGACUGAAACUAAGACUGGUCUAGGGCUAGGGCUGUGGUGGAAGCAGGUGCUAAAGCUGGGACUGAAGCUGGAACUGGGGCAGAAGUUGAAGCUGAAGCUGGGGCCGUAUUUAACACUGGGCUGGGGAUAAGGUUUGGGCUAGGACUGAAGCUGAGUCUCUCAAGGACUAAACUAAGACGCGGACGCGGCUGGAUAGGACUGCCGCGGGAGCUUAAGCUAAAGCUGAUGCUGAAGCUGACGUUGGAGCUGAAGCUGGGGCUAAAGUUGGGGCUGAAGCUAAGACUGGGCUAGGGCUUCGGGCUAAAGCUAGGGCUAGUAAAAUGAUAGGGGUAGGAAUAAAAGAAAUUUGUAAUUUACUUUGCUUUUAGAUAUUAAGAGAAUGUAUGGACAAAGGCCCUCACCAUGGCAAGAGUCGAGUGAUCGAGUUUCUAGACAGCUUCAAAAUCACCGGUGUGAACGGUGAUCACACUUGUAUGGUGUUCGAAGUGCUGGGCUGCACUCUACUCAAACUUAUCAUAGGCACAAAUUACUCUGGCCUUAUGUUGGAGCAUGUCAGGGUAAUCAUCAAGCAAGUACUAGAAGGAUUGUCAUAUCUACACGAUGAUUGCAACAUUAUUCACACUGACUUGAAACCGGAAAACGUUUUAGUCGAAAUGACAGAUUCAGAGAUCCGCAAAAUGGCUAGCGAUACUAUCGUCAAAUUGAAUUUAGGGCUAAAGCCUGAUAUUACUGAGGCUUGCAAUAUGGCUAAGGUAAGUAAAAGUGGCGUUUUGGGUUUCGUAAAGAAAGUUCUUGCUAUUUUGUGUUUUGUAAAGAAAGUUAUUGCCAUUUUUUCCGUAAAGAAAGUUCUUGCCAUUUUUUGAGUUGGAAAGUAAGUUCUUGCCAGUAUUUAUUCUUUAAAGAAAGUUCUUGCUAUUCUUUGUUUUGUAUAGAAAGUUUUUGCGAUUUUUUGUUUUCUUAAGAAAUCUCUUGCCAUUUUUUAUUUUGUAAAAAAAUUUCUUGCCAUUUUUUGUUUCGUAAAGAAAGUUUUUGCCAAUUGAAUUCUAAUAUUCUUGUUUUUAGCCGGUCGAGAAGAAAAUGUCCAAAAACGCGAAGAAAAAGUUGAAAAAAAGGAAAAAGAAGCAACUUGAAAAGCAACAGAACGAGGAUGAAUGUCCAAACACUUCAAAUAAUGACGAAUGUGAAGAGCUAGACGCAUCUCCAAGUGAAGUCAUCGAAUCCUCAGCAAUCUCAGAUGACCUGAUGAAUGAUGAUCAUUUGCCAAUUCAUACAACUGGAGACUGGUCCGACAAUAAAAACGUAGAAAAUGCAAAUGAAAAAACAACAAAAAAGAAGAAAGUAAGCUUUUUUUAAACUGUAGGGCCGAAAUUUCAUUAUUUUGAUGUACUGAAAGGUUUAGAAUAUCGUAGAGAAUACUUCAAAGUUUACGGUGCGGUAGAGCUUAAAGUACAGUAGGGCCUAAUGUACGGUAGAGCCUAGGCUACGGCAAGGGCCUAAGGUACGGCAGGGGCUUAGGGUACGGCAAGGGCCUAAGGUACGGCAGGGGCCUAGGGCACGGCAGGGGCCUGGGGUAAGGUAGAGCCUAGGGUACGGCAGGGCUUAGGGUACCUGAGGGUCUAAGGUACUGUAGGGCCUAGAGUACGAUAGGGCUUAGGGUACGGCAGGGCUUAAGAUGCGGUAAAGCCUAGGGUUUGGUACGGCUUAGGGUACGGCAGGGCCUAGAGUACGGCAGAACGUAGGCUACGGUAGGCCUAGGGUACGGUAGGACCUAGGGUACGGCAGGGCUUAGGGUACGGCAGGGGCCUGGGGUAAGGUAGAGCCUAGGGUACGGCAGAGCUUAGGGUACAGCAAGGCUUAGGGUACGUGAAAGCAUAGAGUACGGUACAGCUUAGCGUACAAUAGAGUCUACUGUAAGGUAGGGAUCAAAGCACUGUUAAGUCUAGCGUAGGGCAGUGGCUGGACUACGGUAGUGCUUAAAGCACUUGUGCCAAUUUUUUAGCACUUACUUUCUUUUUCCAUACUAUGGCUCUCUUACUUCUGUGUGUUCUCUCUGAGCCCUGUGUAUUGAAUAUAGCGUACUACUGUAUAACAUUUAGAAAAACAAAAGGAGUGGCAAAGACAAGGAACAUGAAAUAGAAAGCAAUGAACAAAAAAGGAACGGGAAGCACCAUCACGCUUUGUCUCAUCUAAUUGAAAACUGUUCAUUUGAUUUUACAAAAAGCGAAGAGCCAACGGAAGAGUUUGGAGACUUGCCUCCUCUCAAGGUGAAGAUCGCCGACUUGGGAAAUGCUUGUUGGACGGUAAGUUUGGGCAGGGUAAAGGGCGGAGUAAUAUCUUAAAAAGUUUUUUUGACAUUUUUAAAUGUAAUCCUAACUAAUUUGCAUAAAAAUUAAAUUUUAAAAACUUUUCAGACUCAACACUUUACGUCAGAAAUCCAAACAAGACAGUACCGUGCUCUUGAAGUCAUCAUUGGUGCAGGAUACGAUACGAGUGCUGACAUCUGGAGUGUAGCUUGUAUCGCUUUUGAAUUGGCUACCGGUGAUUACCUAUUUGAGCCACAUGGAGGAGAAACAUAUGGUAGAGAUGAGGAUCAUCUUGCUCACAUGAUUGAACUCUUGGGUAUCAUACCACCUUCGAUAUUUAAGCGUGGAAAGUAUUGGCAACAGUACUUUAACAAAGUAAGUGAUUCUUAGCCGGACCUAAUCCUAGAUAUAGCCCUAGCUCAGAGCUCUAGCCUAGAGCCCUAGCCGGAAGUCCUAGCCCGAAGCCCUAACUCUAGCCCAAAGUUCUAGCUCAGAGUCCUAGCCCCAGCCUAGAGCCCUAGCCCAGAGCCCUAGCCCAGAGCCCUAGCCCAGAGCCCUAGCCCAGAGCCCUAGCCCAGAGCCCUAGCCCAGAGCCCUAGCCCAGAGCCCUAGCCCGAAGCCCUAGCUCUAGCCCAGAGCUCUAGCCCAGAGCCCUAGCUCAGAGCCCUAGCUCAGAGGUCUAGCUCAGAGGUCUAGCUCGAAGCCUUGGUUCAGAGGUCUAGUCCUGAGCCCUAGCUUUAAGUCUAGCUGGGGGUGAGAAAGAAAGGGCCGGGCCCACUUUCAAGGCUUGGUUCAGAUCCGAGGCUUAAAAUUUAGGCCCGGCUCUCUUUCAUUUUUUUUUCUCAUGCCAGUCUAGCUCGCAUAAAAAAAUUCUAGGUUCGGUCCACACGGCUUGUUUUUCAUCCUUAGACUUGGUCCUAGCUCUAGUUUUAGUCCUAGCUUUCAGUUUAAGUUCUAGUCCAGUCCUAGCUUUUGGCUCUAGUCUUAUCCUAAGCUUAUGCUCUAUACUGCCCGCAAAAAUUAUUGACUAUACCUAUGACGUGACUAACGAGUUUUAGCAGUAUUAUUAAUCUUAGCUUUACUAGCGCCCUUACUUCAUGGCCCAGCUCUACAUUUUCUCAUGUCAGCCCUGGGCUGACUUUUGGCCCACCCGUUGCCCCUCGUUUGCUGUACCCAUGCCCAACCUUUGUAAUUAUCAAUAUUGGAUCAAUUUUCAGUUUGGCGGUUUGUUGCACAUCCCACACCUACGACCCUGGUCAUUAUACGAAGUUUUGGUCGAAAAGUAUCAAUGGCCUGAAAGACAAGCUCAAGGGUUUGCUGACUUUUUGCUGCCAAUGUUGGAAUUCGACCCAGCCAAGAGAAUUCGAGCUACUGACGCUCUGAAACGUCCGUGGAUUAACACACCGAUCUCAGACGACGCCUCCUCUUAUUCACCACAGGAUAAUGGCUUUUCGUCUCGGAAGUAUUCGAUCUAA